Molecule: messenger RNA, 1431 nt
Organism: Chara braunii
Lineage: Eukaryota; Viridiplantae; Streptophyta; Charophyceae; Charales; Characeae
Source: the annotation of a GenBank genome assembly
AGGAAUGAGGAGAGGAUUGGUGGCAAAACAGGAGAUGAGGGAGGGAAGAUGGAGAGAAAAGGCAAUACAAGGGGCGACGGGGAAAGUCCGUCGGCAAACAAGGAUGGGGGUAAGGAUCGGGAUGUAGUGAUGAAGGAGUGGACGGAUGAUAUGAGGGGAAAGGGGGGGAAGGGAUCCUCAAAGGGUUUGGAGGGAGGGACUGAUGAAGGCAGUGGCAGGAACAAAGAGAGGGAGAAGCGGCCUGAGGUGGUGCAUAUCGAGAGGGAUGAAGAAUUAGAACAUGGGAAUUUAGUCAUAAUUAACGAGUCAUUAGCGCAGGGGCCGCAUGAUGCGGCAAAGAUUCCUCCGGCUAACAAUGCUCCGAUGGAUAAUGGGGAGGAGAUCGAGGAUAUGGAUGAAGAUAAACAAAAGUCUAGGGAAAAAAGGAAAAGGGAUGAUUCUCAAAGGGAUGGCGAUGUUGACCCGUACUCGGAUGAGGAAGUUGUAAAAGCCAGCAAAGCUCUUGUAAUUUACAAGAGAGAAAGAGACCCCUUUUUUCGACCCCCUCUCUCCCCUGUCUCCUCUGAAUCCGAUCUGAGGAGCGACGAAGACGACGAUGAUGAUGGGUUCUUCGGAUCGGACAGGGAUGACGGGGAGGGGGGGGUUGAAUCUGCACUACAUGUCCUGUAUGACGCUGGCUCCCCUGAAGUGGAGAUCAAGGAUCCUAAUGCUAAGACGUUUUUCAAUCAGGCAUACGAGGAGGAGGGGGGAGGAGACUCCGGGCCCGGCCCAGGACAGUCGGAAGCCCCGGCUAACUCCUGGUUGCAAAACCCAGAAAAUCCCGACCAAUUCCUCAGAGUCAUAGGUCCAGAUUUGGUCCAGGGUGUUAAAGUUCAAAUAUGGGUCCUGAGGGAGGGUCGGAAGGGUUUGAAGGCCUUGACUCAUGCUGGGGAAAGGAUCUUAGUGAACACAGGGGGAUUCCUGGAAAGCAGGGUUCGGUCUCCUGACCCGUCACUGCACUCCAAGAACCUCCUUCUAUAUGUUGAUGCGUCGAAAAUCUCGGUGGAACCAGCGCAGUUUGGCUGGCCAGGUCUGAUUCACCCCACAUCCUUCUCCCCAGCAUUCCUAUACAAACCUAAAUGGGGAGUCGCGGUGCUGAGAUCAAAAGCCAAGAAACAAGCCAUGGUGGUGGCAUCAGCGAGAAUGGMAAAAGAAGCAGGUUUUCAACUCGGGUCGACGGAUUUGUUUCAACUAUGGAGAGCUCUGAAGCGGAUUCCCUCUCAGAGGCAGGCAAGCCUAAUGUGGCUUCAGUCACUGUUGUCCACACCAUCAGCCACCUGGCUACAGUCCAGAGGUGAAGAGCACAUUCAUAUGGGGCAUAAGUGACGGGGUGACGAAAUCGGGACGCUAGAACGGCCUAAAGUGGAAGGGAGAUAAACACGAAACGAGAUU